Messenger RNA from Pungitius pungitius (ninespine stickleback), 2678 nucleotides. It is a transcript of the gene rasgef1ba, whose product is annotated as RasGEF domain family, member 1Ba. The record is from RefSeq and is a predicted model, not a curated record. Gene Ontology annotation, biological process: Ras protein signal transduction; positive regulation of GTPase activity. NCBI's taxonomy places the organism in Eukaryota, Metazoa, Chordata, Actinopteri, Perciformes, Gasterosteidae. Gene Ontology annotation, molecular function: guanyl-nucleotide exchange factor activity. Gene Ontology annotation, cellular component: plasma membrane.
GCGGAGCCGCAGCUCAGACGCACCAGAGAAGCGCUGCGCAGAGGCAGCACGGCGGCUACAGGUCACUCCUCUUCCUCCUCCUCCUCUUCCUCCUCCGCCGGAACAAAAGCACAAACGGACACCGCAACACCCCCUCGUGCUCUCCCGCAUCAGCACCUGGACUAUGCGGCAGUGAGGGACCGCAGCACCGCGGAGGGACUGCUGGCUUUCAACCGCCUCGGGUCUAUUCGCAUGUUAAAGGAGCCCAAAAGGAGAAAGUGUCGGCUGGAAGGCGCGUUCACGUCAUUCCGUGGAAAGCAAUACGAGUUUAAUUCUUCGCACCUGGAUUUCCGACCCUCCGAGGACAACAUGCCUCAGACUCCACCCUUCACAGGGCAGCUGAACACGGGCGUCUACAACAAGAACCUGUACCAGACCAAGGAGGAAGGCUACUCCGGCCUCUAUUACCAUGACAACAACCUGGCGUCCGGGUCCCUGGAGGCCCUCAUUCACCACCUGGUCCCAACUGUGGACUAUUAUCCAGAUAGGACCUACAUCUUUACCUUCCUGCUCAGCUCUCGUCUUUUUAUCCGCCCGCACGAGCUCAUGUCCAAGGUGUGUCACCUGUGCAUGGAGCAGCAGCGACUCAGCGACCCCCCAGCGGACAAGACGAGAGUCAGGAAGAUCGCUCCCAAGGUCCUCCAGCUGCUGACGGAGUGGACGGAGACCUUCGCGUACGACUUCAGGGACGAGAGGAUGAUGAGGAGCCUGAAGGAGCUGACCCAGCGGCUGGCCAAUGGAGACGAGGUCUACAGGAAGGCGGUGGGCCAGGUGAGCCAGGGUCUGAUCCGCAGGCUGACGGUGCAGCAGUACGAGGAGGCGCUGGUGAAGAUCAACGCGGCGGCGGCCGAGCGCCUGACGUCUCUGAAGGCCAAGCCCCAGGCGUCCAUCCAGAGGGACGUGCUGUCCAUCUGCAAUGACCCCUUCACCGUCGCCCAGCAGCUCACGCACAUAGAGAUGGAGAGACUGAGCCACAUCGGACCUGAGGAAUUCGUCCAGGCCUUCGUCCAGAAGGACCCUCUGGACAACGACAAGAGCUGCUUCAGUGAUCACAAGAAGGCCAGAAACCUGGAGGCCUACGUGGACUGGUUCAACCGCCUCAGUUACCUGGUGGCCACGGAGAUCUGCCUGCCCGUCAAGAAGAAGCAGCGAGCUCGAGUCAUGGAGUUCUUCAUCGACGUGGCGCGCGAGUGCUUCAACAUCGGCAACUUCAACUCGCUCAUGGCCAUCAUAUCCGGGAUGAACAUGAGCCCCGUGUCUCGCCUCAAGAAGACGUGGAACAAAAUCAAGACGGCCAAGUUCGACAUCCUGGAGCACCAGAUGGAUCCUUCCAGCAACUUCUACAACUACAGGACGGCGCUGCGAGGAGCGACACAGCGCUCCAUCACCGCCAACAGCAGCAGGGAGAAGAUCGUCAUCCCUUUCUUCAGUCUGCUCAUCAAAGACAUCUACUUCCUCAACGAGGGCUGCGCCAACAGGCUGCCGAGCGGACACGUCAACUUCGAGAAAUUCUGGGAACUGGCGAAGCAAGUGAGUGAGUUCAUGGCCUGGAAGAAAGUGGAGUGUCCCUUUGAGAAGGACCGCAAGAUCCUCCAGUACCUGCUGACGGCCCCCGUGUUCACUGAGGACGCGCUGUACCUGGCGUCCUACGAGAGCGAAGGCCCUGAGAACCACAUGGAGAAGGACAGAUGGAAGUCUCUGAGAUCGUCUCUGCUGAGCCGGGUCUGACCGGAGGAAUCUCCGCCCGGACCCCCCCUCCGGACCCCCCCUCUGCUCUUUGUUCUGUACGGACAGCUGUUUUCUUCCUCUCUUUGUAUGACUUUAUAGUCUUUUUAAAAAAAAAGAGGGAAACUCUACGAACCUCCGCUGUGCCAGACGAGGUUUCCUUGUUUGCCCCGCCCCCUUUUUUCCAACGUUAGCCGCUGGUUGGCUAACGGAAGACGUCGUUAGUACUGACUCUCUGAAACGGACCUUCCUGUUUGUCUCGCCUCAUGUUUGUGUUUUUCGCCAAACUUUUCGUUGAUUGUGAGAAAAAUCCACCGGUUGCAUUUUUCAUGAUUUAAUAACAAUCAUCACAAGUCUGUUUGUGUUGUUUCCGGUUGUGUCCGGUGAACUUUACCGUCUUAAACCGGUCGCCUCCUGCUCCUCCUCCUCCUGCUCCUCCUCCUCCUCCUCCUGCUCCUCCUCCUCCCGAUGAGGGCGUGACGCGCUGCCCCCUGGUGGUCGGUCCGGUAACGCAUAAUGUGAACUGACCCCAACACAAGCUGAAAUAAUACCCUCUUUGUUUGUCAUGUUAUUAGAGAGUAAACUUAUCUGUUUAAUUUAUGAAUCUAUCUGCGUAGUCGCAUUGUGUCGUCAUGACGAUGUUAACUAUUUUAUUGUUAUUUAAUUUUGUACUAGGUACAUCGACUCAAACAUUAUUUUUAUAUACAGAGUUUGUACCGAGCUCAGAGAAUGAAGUCGAAUGACGGACGUCUGCUUUGCCUCGACUGCUGUUGUUGUUUAUUGUGAACAGACGGCGUUUGUUUGUUUGUCUCCUCGUGUUCUUUUGUAUUUUUGACUGCUGAAAUGAAAAAGACAAACUGUUUAUAAAUGACUUUUGUGUUUUAAAAGAGUUAAUAAAAAGAUGUUUAAAAGAU